AAUAAGAAAAAGAAAAAAAAAGAUUAAGACAUUAAUAGGAAAAGAGAGAGUUUACUAAAUUGAAGGAAGAAGAAAUGAUGACCAAAGAAAUUGGAAAUUUAUGGACAAAAAAUCAGAUACAAAAACGCCUCUCCUCUCCCUUCCCUCUCCUCCCGCUGCUCUAACCUCAGGGCAGCCACCUUCUCUUCUUCACCAAUCAAUAAUCCCUCAAAAAUUUGCCUUCAUCGCCGCCACCGCCACCGCCGCCGCCUCCUCCUCCCAAUGCCGCCACCUUCAACUCUUCCUUCUCUUCUCUGCAUCUCUCUCCUCCUCCUCCUCCUCCUUCCAAUCGUCUUAUCGCAUCAACAAUCCCCUUCCAAUGCCGGAAAUACUCAAUCCACCGCGACGGCAAAUCAAUCGCCGCCAUCACCGCCGACCCCGCUGCCGCCUCGACGCUCUGCGCCUUUCUUCGCUCGCGAAUUCCUGUUAGCGCACAACAAAGUAAGGAUGAACGUGACGCAUCCUCUGUUAAAUUGGGACAAAAAAUUAGCUCGAUACGCCCGUCGCUGGGGAAUGAAACGCGUCGCCGAUUGCAAAAUGAUCCAUUCCUACGGUCCCUAUGGUGAGAAUCUGUUUUGGGGAGCGCUCGAUCACUGGACGCCGACGGAAGCGGUGGAAUCGUGGUCGAGGGAGAAGCAAUUUUACGAUGUUCAACAUAACGCCUGCUCUGGCGGCCAAAUGUGCGGGCAUUAUACACAAAUCAUUUGGAGAGAUUCUCUCAAACUUGGAUGCACUCGCGUCAAGUGUCAAACUGGAGGCGUUUUGAUGAUUUGUGAGUACGAUCCGCCUGGAAAUUACGUCAAUGAGAGCCCAUUCGACACCAUCCACGGCGGAGCCGCAGCCACAGCCACCGCUAAUCCGAAUGCGCCUGGAACUGUACCGACACCGCCGUCUAAGGUAUCAGCCGGCUCGCCUCACCGGAAAAUGGCGGAAUGAAGUUUCGAAAUGAUUAGGGAUUAUUGCUGUAAAGCUAAACUCCUAAGAAGCGGAUAGAAAAAGGUAUUUAAUAGGUUUUCUUCUUUUGAUUUUGCU
This is a messenger RNA of Benincasa hispida (wax gourd), 1071 nucleotides long. RefSeq lists its product as uncharacterized. Lineage: Eukaryota; Viridiplantae; Streptophyta; Magnoliopsida; Cucurbitales; Cucurbitaceae. Gene Ontology annotation, cellular component: extracellular region. The record is from RefSeq and is a predicted model, not a curated record.